This is a messenger RNA of Brassica napus (rape), 3219 nucleotides long. Its product is annotated as putative F-box/LRR-repeat protein 23. Gene Ontology annotation, molecular function: protein binding. The transcript is spliced from 2 exons. Lineage: Eukaryota; Viridiplantae; Streptophyta; Magnoliopsida; Brassicales; Brassicaceae. Bases 2112 to 3092 code for a protein of 326 amino acids. The record is from RefSeq and is a predicted model, not a curated record.
GACGGUGAAGGAGGUGAUUUUGUCAAUAAUUAUGGCUUUCACAUGUCCAAGCUUCUUUUAUAAAUACUCAACGUAAGGUGAAUAGGAAAAGCAUCCGAAAACAAGAAAACAGAGAGAGAACGAGAGAAGAUAAGAAGAAGAGAAAAAAAAAAUCUCACAAAAAAUUAUUCUUUAAGAAAUUACGAGUAAUUUCUGAGUGUAUUUGGGAUCGGGGUGUGAGGUGUGAGCUUGUAAAAUUUCCCUGGUUGAUAAUAAAAGAUCUGUAGCAGGUCUGGAGACGUAUGCAACUUUGGCCGAACUCCGUUAACAAUUUUGUGUGUGUGCUCUUUUCCCGCUCUCAUAAAUUCUGGUUUUCCGCAAAAUUUGACCGCAUAUUUUCUAACACGCCAUUCUCGACGGUUGUCCUCACCUGGAACACCUAGACUUGCGCAAGUGUUUCAACGUAAGACUUGAAGGGGAUCUGGAGAAGAGAUGCUCCGAGAGGAUCAAAGAGUUGAAACGCCCGGAUGACUCAACCGCUGAUCACCCAUAUGGAUUUAACAUUGGGGAUUUAUUAGGCCCUAACAACUAUUAUUAUUAUUAUUUUUUUUUGCUAACCGAGUAUCCUGGCCCUACCGAGGUAGUCUAGACUAGAGACCGAAGUGAGCAUGGACGCUGCCAGGGCGUCACCAUGUGCCUCACCGUGUAACGGUCUUCGGUCUUGGGUGCUGCAUCCCACAUGUAAAUUCCGCAGUGGCCAAGGCUCGAACCCAGGGGCGGGCACUCCAGCUGGAGCUCCUAUACCACUAGACCAAAGCAACUUGGUUCCAACAACUAUUAUUGGGAUGACUUAAGCGCUGGUUACCCAUAUGGAGCUAACGUCUAUGAUUUAUCAGACUGCAGCGAUGAUUAUUCGGAUGAGUUCUACUAAGUCUACUAGUUACUGAACAAUGCAGAGGCACAUGUGGUUUUCGCUUGCCUUGUUCAGAUUCCUCUGUUCUCUCUGUUUAGGAGUCUCUUUAACUCUCGUUUGAAUAAUGUGAUGAUGCUUUUCUUUUUCAUUGGUGCCAAGGAGUUGUUCUAAACGGUAUUUAAUUUAAUGGAUCUCUUCUGAUGAAUGCACUUGUGAACUUUGUGUUACUCGUACUUGGAAUGUUUUCAUUGCUGAGUUAGGAGUCAAUUUGUUGAACCAGUGGUUUUGAUAAUCAAGUAUUAAAAACAUUGGUUGGAUUCGCUUCAGGUUAUUGGUAUGCUUGGAAAUUAUAUUUUGCAUCUUAUUGAUCUUCUUCUCCAAGUUCUCCUCUAAGAUCGUUUCUAACUUUUACACAACUAUCUGCAGCUCAAGUAACAUGAGAAGCCUUAAACUUGCAAUGUGCUAUCCUAUAACAGACUCUAGAUUUUUCCAAAGCAGUUGUGCUUACUCAGGCUCGGCUCAUCAAAAUUUUAGGCCUUGUGCUAAUUAAAAUUUGUUUCUAUCAAAUUAUAAUUGUAUUAUCCUAUAUUAGAAAAUUAGGACCCUAAUGUUUAUUUUCUUUUAACAAAAGCACCCUCGGCCCAUGUACGCACUGUGCUUACUUGCGCUAUUACAUCGAGAGUGAGGAUGAUGCUCUGGUGGAUACGCAUGUGAAAAUCUUUAGAUGUUCCUAGUUUCAAUGAACUUGUGUGCUUGUGUUAUGUGCCGACCUUGGUACUUACUAGUAUGUCUUUUCAGGUUUGCAAGAUUUUUGUCUUUCUUCAAUAACUACACCCAAGAAAAGUUUAAUGGGUUAUUGUUUCGUCUUUCUUCGACUAUAUGAUAUCUUGAUUUGAAAGUUAACAUGCCGCCCAAGCCCUAAUGUUAGAUUGCCCUAAAAUGUAAUACCAUGAAAAAAGUAUGGUCAUUAUUAAUAAGUGAUGGAUACUAAAUGUUUUGAACGUUGAAAGUUGAAACUGCUUCACUCUCUUAUUUAAAUGGACUAGAGACAAUCUGACCGGUAAAAGUAAAUGGUCCGUCUCUUCCUCUUAGCCGUUGUCAUCUUUCUUGGGACCAAUAUGGUCAUUGAGUGAUGGUGAUGUCUACGAAAAGUUUUGUAACUUGAAACCAAUACCCUUUAAAUAGAUGGACUUGAGACUACUUCGAUUAUCAGAGAAAAAUGGCUUCUUCCUCUUCGUCUUUGAUACCGGUGAUGAAAGACAGAGAGUGUAGAAGCUGGUCGGAGCUGCCCUAUGAAUUAACGUCAUCCAUCCUGCGCAGGCUCGACUACACUGACAUAUUGGUAAACGCACAGAGAGUGUGUACAUCAUGGCGUCGCGUCUGUAAAGACCCUGCCAUGUGGCGCAAGAUUGAUAUGCGUGACCUAGGAAAAUUUCGGUACCUCAAAUAUGCAAGAUAUCACCGUCACAUUCUCGAUCUUAGCCAAGGAGGCUUGGUUGAGCUUGACAUGUGGUAUAUCGGUUCUGAUUCUCUCCUCGACUAUAUCGCCGAUAGGUUCGCUCUCUCCAAUUUCUUUUGUGAAUAUGUUUACUUUUCUUCAGUUUUUAACUUUUUACACGCAAUUACUUGUAGGUCAAGUAACCUGAGAAGCCUUAAACUUGACUUAAUCUCUAUGAUAACAACUGAUGGACUUACAGAAGCGCUUGGGAAGCUUCCAUUGCUUGAAGAACUCGAGCUCUCGCGCUACACAUUGUCUGGAGAUUCUCUGAGAGUUGUAGGCCAGUCUUGUCCUAAACUGAAGACACUGAAGUUACACUCCCUUAAGAUCCGGCCUCCUGGUUACGGGUACGGGUACGAUGAUGAUGCUCUGGCCAUCUCUGAAACAUUGCAUGGACUUCGCUUCCUCCUGCUUUUUGGAAACUGUUUGACAAAGGUCGGUUUAAAUGCCAUUCUCGAUAAUUGUCCUGAUUUGGAGCAUCUUGAUUUGCGUCUCUGUUUCAACUUUAAACUUGUCGGGGAUCUGGAGAAGCGGUGUUCUGAGAGGAUCAAAGUUUUGAGACGACCUUUUGACUCUCCUGAGUGCCCAUAUGAUGAGAGGGAGAUCCAUGCUGAUAUAUCUGACGAUGAGGUCCCUUUCGUGCCAGAUGUUAAUUCUUACGAUAUCUUCGAAAGUGACAGUGACUACUCUGACAGCGAUUAAGACAACCCGCUGAUGAAAUAUGUUUUCGAGAUGCAUUGUCUUCGUUCGUUAUCUCUUCACUGUGGUUUCUGUGGACUUUCUUGUCUAAUAGCAUGCGUCAUUUGCUUUUGCAGAACUCUUAUUUUUU